CGUGGCUAUGCAAAUACAGCGGGCACUGUCGCACGGCCGGAGCGGACGCGGCGGUCGAGUCUCCUUCCCUGCCAGCAGAGCCCACCAUGCAGGCAGACUCCGUUCUCCACAGUGGCUACUUCCACCCCGUGCUGCGCUCCUGGCAGUGCACGGCCACCACCUUCGAUGCCUCCAACCUCAUCUACCCCAUUUUUGUCACUGACAGCCCUGAUGCCGUGGAGCCAAUUCCCAGCCUUCCUGGACAAGCCAGGUAUGGAGUGAACAAGCUGGAGGGGAUGCUGCGGCCCCUUGUCGAAGACGGCCUCAAGUGUGUGCUCAUCUUUGGGGUGCCCAGCAAGGUGCACAAGGAUGAGAGAGGCUCUGCUGCUGAUGCCGAGGGCACUCCUGCCAUCCAGGCCAUCAGGAAGAUCCAUUCCACCUUCCCAGAGCUGCUGAUUGCCUGUGAUGUCUGCCUGUGCCCCUACACCUCGCACGGGCACUGUGGCAUCCUGCGUGAAGAUGGCACCAUCCAGAACGAGCUCAGCUGCCAGCGGCUGGGGGGGGGGGCGCUGGCUUAUGCCAAAGCAGGCUGUCACAUCGUGGCUCCCUCGGACAUGAUGGACGGGCGCAUUGCAGCCAUCAAGCAGGCGCUGAUCUCCAACGACCUGGGCAACAAGGUCUCGGUGAUGAGCUACAGUGCCAAGUUUGCUUCGUGCUUCUACGGCCCCUUCAGGGAUGCAGCGCUGUCCAAACCUGCCUUUGGGGACCGGCGCUGUUACCAGCUGCCCCCGGGCGCGCGGGGCCUGGCCAUGCGUGCUGUGGACCGGGACGUGCGGGAGGGCGCGGACAUGCUGAUGGUGAAGCCGGGGAUGCCCUACCUGGACCUCGUGAGGGACGUGAAGGCUCGGCACCCCACGCACCCGCUGGCCGUGUACCACGUCUCGGGGGAGUUCGCCAUGCUGUGGCACGGCGCGCAGGCCGGCGCCUUCAGCCUGGAGGCGGCCGUGCAGGAGGCGAUCACGGCCUUCAGGCGUGCAGGGGCCGACAUCAUCAUCACCUACUUCACCCCGCAGCGGCUGCGCUGGCUGCGGGGGGGGGGGGGGGGGGGGGGGGCCCCGGUGCCCCAGCGGGGACUGUCGCUGCCCCGGGCCGGCAGACUUUGCCCCUGGCACUCGCAGCAGGGUUUGCCCUCCGUGCCGCGUUCCAUGCUGGCCCCGGAGGGGCCCUGA
Messenger RNA from Ficedula albicollis (Collared flycatcher), 1208 nucleotides. It is a transcript of the gene ALAD, whose product is annotated as aminolevulinate dehydratase. Bases 87 to 1208 code for a protein of 373 amino acids. Gene Ontology annotation, cellular component: cytosol. The transcript is spliced from 13 exons. Gene Ontology annotation, molecular function: zinc ion binding; porphobilinogen synthase activity. The record is from RefSeq and is a predicted model, not a curated record. NCBI's taxonomy places the organism in Eukaryota, Metazoa, Chordata, Aves, Passeriformes, Muscicapidae. Gene Ontology annotation, biological process: heme biosynthetic process.